AUGCAAAUGGAAAAUAUAUUAAUGGGGUGAUGGAGAAAGUAUAUUACCCGUCACAAGUUGCAAAAUAAGUGACAGGAUUAUUAUUCUGUAACCAUCUUAGAAAGGAGCAGAAUAUCUUAGCCUUACAUAUUGUUAGCGAAUAUAUAUCUGUAUUGCAGUGGGAAUUGGUAUCUAAUCCCCACCGCCACCACCACCAGCCUGUAAAAAUCUGAACAAAUGAUAUUACAAUACUGAGUCCAACAUCAAAUGAAAAGGUCAGAUGCAUACAUAGACUCCUAUCAUAGGUUUAUAACCCUCAAGGGAUCAAAUCCAAAUGACCCCGCUACACAUACCAGCCUCAAGGGAAUCAUAUCUUGUUGAAUCCCUAAAAGUACUCCAUUGAUGGGGUGGACACGAGAAGAGAAUAGACGUUUUGAGGAUGCUCUUGCGGUUCAUGGCCCUGACGACCCAAAUCGGUGGCAACAUGUGGCCAACGCCGUGGGGGGAAAAUCUGUAGAAGAGGUGAAAAUGCACUAUGAGAUUCUCCAGGAAGAUGUCAUUCGAAUUGAGCAUGACCAAAUUCCACUACCCAGGUACAGAGGUGCCGGCAUCAAUGGAAGACAAAUUGACAAUGAACAAAGGCGAAUGAGGAAUCUGACUCUCCGAUGAAGCAACCACUUUAGCACUGUGGAGUUGUAAGUUUCCACGAAGGCAUGUGCAAUUUAUGUUGGUGUGCUCACUUGCUUUGUGUUUCUUUUCCUGUCAUAUUCACCCAAUUGUAAUUUGUAAGAAAUAUCAUGUGAUAUGUAACUUUGCCGGAUAUUAACAAAUUGUAUGUAGUUACAAGUUUUAAUGGUUAAACACCUGUUAAUCAUUUAA
Molecule: messenger RNA, 858 nt
Organism: Vigna umbellata (rice bean)
Lineage: Eukaryota; Viridiplantae; Streptophyta; Magnoliopsida; Fabales; Fabaceae
Source: RefSeq, a predicted model, not a curated record